GUUGUUUUCCUUUUGGAGAUUGUAGCCUUGAUUGCUUUCUUUCAAUCAGCUAGUCAAACAAAUUUCCUCAAUCUUUUCUCUUUUCCUUUAUGAAUUUGUAAAUUGAUUAACUUCUUUUAUGAAUUUUGAUUUGGAAUUUAGAUUACAGCGGCUUAUAGAAAGAAAGUAUGGGAGUCCCAUCCUGACUUGUUUCCAAUUCACCAAAAGCCUUCGGCGGAGUCAAGUUGAAGUUGAUUGCAGAAGCUUAUACAUGUCUACAGUGUGGUUCAGGAGGAGGAGGUUCGUUUUCGGCUACAUAUUCGCAUGUUGUGAGAACGGGAGUACCGAAGGCUCAUGUGGGAAGAAAAAACCGUGCUUUGAUUCAGACUCCUUUCCUUCUUAUAGUUCUGGGAACUGUGGGCCUCGGGGGACUAAACGCCACAAGGUAACCAACAGCAAGAUGAACAAUGCCCUUCUCACAAUCCAUUCCUCCCCUGAAACAAGACCUCGAACUGGGAAUUAUACUGUUCUUUCAUUUUUUGUAUCGAUAUGGAAGCUUCAAUUUAUAUGAGCCUUGUGUAUCGGAAUCACACAAAUUUGGGUAAUAUCAUUAUACCUUUGACCUUAAUCUGUUUAAAUGUUUGGUUGAGUGUAAUAAGCAUGCAUUGAUCACCUAUUCAGUUGGGCACAUUGAUUCAUUUG
Molecule: messenger RNA, 681 nt
Organism: Hibiscus syriacus
Lineage: Eukaryota; Viridiplantae; Streptophyta; Magnoliopsida; Malvales; Malvaceae
Exons: 4
Coding region: 119-550 (143 amino acids)
Source: RefSeq, a predicted model, not a curated record